Molecule: messenger RNA, 2640 nt
Organism: Ricinus communis (castor bean)
Lineage: Eukaryota; Viridiplantae; Streptophyta; Magnoliopsida; Malpighiales; Euphorbiaceae
Product: protein KINESIN LIGHT CHAIN-RELATED 3
Exons: 2
Coding region: 1-2304 (767 amino acids)
Molecular function (GO): protein binding
Source: RefSeq, a predicted model, not a curated record
AUGCCUGGUAUUGUCAUGGAUGGAAAUAAUGAGGAAGCAAUAGUGAAUGAAAUGAAUGACAAUUCUGUACCCAUUAAAGAAAAUGCAAUGUCAAAUAAAUCCCCCAGGAGCACAUUGAGUCCGCAAAGCCCUUGCAGCAACUCUGUAGAUCUUCCUGCUGGUGGUGUGCCUGUUGGUGAAUUGACUGUCGAUGAGGUGGUUGUUAAUGAGGUGGCUGCCGAUGAGACAAGUGUUCAUGGUGGGGUUGACACCUCCAUUGAGCAGCUUUAUGAGAAUGUUUGUGAUAUGCAGAGUUCUGAUCUGUCACCAUCAAGGCAUAGUUUUGGAUCUGAUGGUGAAGAGUCUAGGAUCGAUUCGGAGCUGCGCCAUCUUGUUGGAGGAGAAAUGAGAGAGGUCGAGAUAAUGCAAGAGGAAGAGGUAGACAAGCCAGAAAAUGAUACUCACAGUAAUUCCUCUUCUAAGAAGGGAAGUUCAUCUGGGAGUAAGAAGUCGGGAAAAUUGAACAAGAACCAAUCUGCAAGCAGCAAUUCCAUUUCUUCAAACACGUCAAAGAAAGACUCUCACAUAAUAUUGGACUCUGAAGCUUCAUCGAAGUUGAGUCCUAAGAGCAAAAGUCCUCCAGAGAAACCGCCGAUUGAUAAGCGAAAUGAUAAGAAUUUUAAAAAAGCUAAUGGAGGAGUCAAAUCAACAAAGAAGUGGAGGAAUUCUCCAUUGGGAGGAAAGAAGUUACAGAACGGAGUUGAGGAUUCCUCUGAUUCAGGUUUGGGUAAUCCAGAUCUGGGACGAUUUUUGCUAAAGCAAUCAAGGGAUCUAAUUUCUUCAGGGGAUAAUCCUCAGAAAGCUCUUGAGUUAGCUCUUCGAGCAUCUAAAUCAUUUGAAAUUUGUGCAAAUGGCAAACCCAGUUUAGAAUUAGUGAUGAGUCUGCAUGUUGUGGCCGCAAUAUACUGCAGCGUAGGCCAGUAUAACGAGGCAAUUCCUGUUCUUGAGCAGUCAAUUGAGAUUCCAGUUAUUGAGGAAGGCCAAGAGCAUGCCCUGGCUAAAUUUGCUGGUCACAUGCAGUUAGGUGAUACCUAUGCAAUGCUGGGCCAGCUUGAGAAUUCAACAAAAUGUUACACAACAGGGCUGGAAGUCCAGAAACAAGUCCUGGGAGAAACGGAUCCCAGAGUUGGUGAAACCUGUAGGUAUUUGGCUGAAGCACAUGUUCAAGCCUUACAGUUUGAUGAUGCUAAGAGGCUUUGUCAGAUGGCUCUAGACAUUCAUCGAGAGAAUGGUGCACCUGCUUCUCCUGAAGAGGCGGCAGAUCGGAGGCUCAUGGGUCUCAUUUGUGAGACAAAGGGAGAUCAUGAAGCUGCUCUUGAGCAUCUUGUUUUAGCCAGCAUGGCUAUGGUGGCAAAUGGCCAGGAAGCAGAGGUUGCUUCUGUUGAUUGUAGUAUUGGAGAUACUUAUUUAUCUUUGUCUAGGUAUGAUGAGGCUGUGUUUGCUUAUCAAAAGGCACUCACAGCUUUUAAGACCACAAAAGGAGAGAAUCAUCCAGCCGUGGCUGCAGUAUUUGUACGCUUGGCGGAUUUAUAUAACAAAACUGGGAAGCUAAGGGAUUCUAAAUCAUACUGUGAGAAUGCCCUUCGGAUUUAUGAAAAGCCCGCGCCUGGUAUCCCUCCAGAGGAAAUCGCAAGUGGUCUGACUGAUGUUUCUGCAAUCUAUGAAUCAAUGAAUGAGCUUGAGCAGGCCAUCAAGUUGCUACAGAAGGCAUUAAAAAUAUACAAUGAUGCCCCUGGUCAGCAGAGCACAAUUGCGGGUAUUGAAGCCCAAAUGGGGGUCAUGUACUACAUGCUGGGGAACUACUCUGAAUCUUACAACACUUUCAAGAACGCAGUCUCAAAGCUUCGUGCAAGUGGAGAGAGGAAAUCCGCUUUCUUUGGCAUUGCUCUUAACCAAAUGGGUCUUGCUUGUGUGCAGCGUUACUCUAUAAACGAGGCUGCAGAAUUGUUUGAAGAAGCCAAGAGUAUUCUGGAGCAAGAAUGUGGACCUUAUCACCCUGAUACUCUUGGGGUAUAUAGCAAUCUCGCUGGCACCUAUGAUGCCAUGGGAAGGUUGGACGAUGCAAUUGAGAUCUUGGAGCUUGUUGUUGGGAUGAGGGAGGAAAAGCUUGGUACAGCAAAUCCAGAUGUUGAUGAUGAGAAGAAGAGGUUGGCCGAGUUAUUGAAAGAAGCAGGCAGGGUUAGGAGCAGAAAAGGGCGGUCACUUGAGAAUCUCCUUGAUUCCAAUUCUCAUAGUAUAGACAAAGCUGGUAUCCCAGUAUUGUAAGGAUGAUGUAUACACACAUGUAUUUAAACUGAAUACGAUGUAUUAUAGGAUUUAAUUUAAGACCCUAGAAGAAAAUGACAAAAAAAAGAAAAAAGAAACAGAAAAGAAAGGUAUAGGUGGUUGAUGUUCUGCUCAGAUUGUUGUUUUGGUUGGGGGGGGGGGGGAAGUUGAAGAAAAUAACUGCUAUUGCAGAUUUGGGUUGUGUUAUUGAUCUGAUGAUUUUAUUUUUAUAUUUAUGAAAAGCUAUUCUAUUGUCUAAGUCUAAGUCAUCACUGUAAAUUCUUGGUUGUAUUACAAUGUUCACAAUCCAUGAUACCUCUCCUCUCUAUUGAUUCA